Odocoileus virginianus texanus is the source of this 2704-nucleotide messenger RNA. The record is from RefSeq and is a predicted model, not a curated record. NCBI's taxonomy places the organism in Eukaryota, Metazoa, Chordata, Mammalia, Artiodactyla, Cervidae.
GCUGGCCACUCUCCUCGGGCAGAAGCCUUUGUGUCUUGCCCCCACCACCUGCUUCUCCUGGAUCCGCAGCCUCUCUUGGGGGCAUCAGAUUCCAACCCGCCAGGGCUCAUAGCACCUCUCCUCUCUCCAGGACCUUCGUGCUCAAAGGUGCGGAAGACCCAAGCUCGCGGCCCCACCAGGUCAUGGCAGGGUACGGCUAUCUGGGGCUGGGGCUGUUCUGCUGGGUCCUGCUUGCUGUUCCUGCGGGCCCCCAGCCUGCCUCCUCUGUCCCAGGGGCCCCUCUCACCACUUUGACCCCUCCACCCCAGAGUGAGGCCUCUAUGCUGUCUCUCAACCUGGGACUUAACUUCAAAUUCCACCUUCGGGGACCGGCUGCUGUCUGGGGGAACCCUAUCACGGAGACCCAGGCACUUUCUCCCAGGCCGAGCCGGGAGCCCAGGGCAGAGGCGGCCGAUGGGCUGAGGACUGACCCGCUUUGGGAACUGCUGAUGGGCUCUCUCGGAAACUCCCCGCCAGAGUGGGGCUCUGCAGAAGGCAGCUCUACUCCGCGGGCCUCCUCCCCGGCUCUGGAGUCCGCGUCCCUCCUCUCGGGGCCUGCUGAUGGGCCCACUGUGCCCUAUCGGCCCGGGAUGGGCACUGUGACCUGGGACACUGCUCUGACAGCCACGGCAACUCCAUCCAGUGCGCCCAGGCUCCGCCAGAGCGAGCUGGAGCUGAAGUUCAAUGUGGCGUUGAGAGCAGGCGCGGCCCCCACGCUCGGGCAUCGAACGCUGCCCCUGCUGCCCAGCCUGCGGGCCAGCCUGGCAGAGAUUGCUGGGCGCCUGGGACCCUUUGGGUUCUUUGGCACUACACUGUCCCCGCUCCGGAACUUAUCAGGCCCGAGUCCCCCAGGCCCAAUUACAUCCCCAGGCUCUGCCUCUGGAGUUUCAGAUUCUCCAGGAUUCUUUGGCACCACUCUGUCCCUGCCCCCAUCCCCCCAGGAAAGAAAGCUCCCAAGUCCAAGGCCACUGGAUCCAGCUGCUUCUCUAAGCUCUGCGUUAAUUGCAACAGCAUCAUUAGAGUCCACCACCCCCACCUCUGGCCUGGACGACCCCUCUCCUGCCAGCCUUGGGAACCUUUCGGUGCAGCCAGAGUGUGGGCCAGGGUCCUGCAGUAUCAGAGAGCGGCCUGAACGCGAGGGGCAGCUGUACGGCGGCCAACCUGGCCUGGAGGGGCCCUGGCCCUGGUGGGCCUUCCAGCUCGGCCUGCGCUUAGGCGAGGUGGGCGUUGCGCUCCCGUUGGCGCUGCUGGGCCUCUACCCGGCGCUCUGCAGUUCCCGCGUGCCGCCGCGCUGCUGGGCCAAGCUCUUCCGCCUGUCCCCGGGCCACGCCGCCCCGCUGCUGCCCGGAGGCUGGGUCACUGGGGCUCCGGACAAGAAGCCGCUGGGGAGCUCCAUCGCGCGUGGCGACGCGGAACUGCUGCAGCUGUGCGCCCUGGCCGGACCGGGCCCCGACCUCCUCCUCCAGGGAGGAGGCUGCCGGAGCUUCGAUGGCGCGGCCGCCCACCCGGCGCCUUCCCCGGCCUCGUCUCCCUGCAGCGAUGACACCGUGGACUUCCGCCCGCCGUCCCCCAUCAACCUGAGGCGCAGCAUCGAAGAGGCCCUCUGCAGCGAAGCCCUGCUGGCGCCCGGCCUCUUCCAGGUCCCGGCCUUCGGGGAAGCUCUGCCUAGCCUUGGCGUCUACCGCACCGCCUCGCUGGGGGCUCAGACCGGGGCUGGGCCCCUUGGGAGGUCUGGGGAGGCCCCUGGCUCCCCGGCACCCCGCGAGCUCCCCUCUCCUGGGACCUGGCCCGCGGGCAGCAGCGCCUCCUCCGGCUCGCUGUGCGGACUCUCGCGGGACAGCUCGUCCGUGCUCCUAUGCUCCAGCCCGGACAGGGCCCCGCGCUGUCCGCUGGUCUGCGUCCUCAGCCCUCCGCGGCCCUCAGGAAGCAGCCCCAGCCUCCCGGCCUCAGGAUCCUACCAGGCCCUGUCCCCACCCUCCCGCGACUCCCCAGAACCUGCUCCUGAGCUGCAGGCCGAAGAGGCCUUGCUGCAGGAGCAAUUCCUGGACGCCUGCCGACAGAUUGACGAGCUGAGCAUGGGCAGCGACACCAUAGACCUGUGAAGAGGUGGCCCCCUAGCCACCCUCGAUCGCACGCCCCCUUCUGGCGCCUGUUCUGCCCCCCAUCCCCCCACCCGAGACCUGCACACUGUAACCCUUCCCCAAUCCUGCCUGGCUCAGAUACCUCUCCCGGCUUCCUUUCCCAUCCGGAGAACCCUGGAUGGGUGGGUCAGCAGCCAGGCUCUGUUGAUGGGGAACUAUCCACCUUCUCUGGAGCCUUGGGGCGUUGAUGCCCUCAGCUGCAAUACUAGGCUGGCAGGGGUCCCACUGUCCUUGGCAUUCACCAGCAAUAAAGCUCCAAGGUGCUCCACUCCAGACCACCACUUCCCACUCUGGUGCUGAGUGAGAGGGGCUGUCCUUAGAAGACCUCAGGACCCACCUCUGUCCCCAGACCCACCUCAGCUACGCCCAGGAAUCCCACCCCUGCUGAGUGAGACUCCCGUGUCCUCCACAUGAUCCUUCCCCGUAGAAGGGUCCAUGGCCCAUCUAGGAGACUCUGCAGCAGUUGGGUGGGAGAAGAGCGCUUUCAGAGUUAAUUUAUCAAUAAAAUAUUUUCAGAGGAGAAA